UAUGUUAGGAGUUGGGGUUUGGGUUUAUCUUGAUUAUGCUACUGGUUUGUUUUCUCUUUUAAGUUAUGAAAUAAAAGCUGCUAACGACCUGGAACGGUACAACAGAGAGGUCAAGAAAGCUAUGGGACACACAGUGCACCGACCAUCAAAGGAGGCAGAAAAACAGAAACCCAAGCUGAAGACUUCCCCAUCUGACCAGCAGAAGCUUGACAAGAUAUUUCAUGCUCAGAUUGAAAAGAAGCGGAAACCUGAACAGCCUACGAAAAUUGUGACAGUGCCUUUUUCUCUGAGUUCCUGUAGACAUCAGCUUCAGAGACACAGGAAAAAUUAUUCAGAUGAACACGAGCUUUUCCUGAUCCGUUGUCAGAGUUUUCCUGAUGUCUGGAUAUUUGCUACUGAAAAAAAGCUAAUGUUGCUGAAUCCAUAUAGAUUGGAAGAAGCCCUGCUACAUAAAAGAUUACUGAUGAAUCAUAAGCUUCUAGUAGAGAAACUGGACAAGCCAAUUGUGUUAACGGACAGUCUUAUUGGUGGAUAUCAGUAUAUGGCUGCUCUUUAUAAAAUGCAGAAGGAUUACCAGAGUUUCAGUGGAUCAGGUUAUUUGUCAGAUCCAAGGCUUGUAGCAAAUGGAUUCCAGAUAAAAGUGAUAGAAGGUGCUUCAGCUACAGAAAGUCAUCUGGAAAUAGAAGGGAUGGCAAAUUGUCUGCCAUAUUAUGGUAUUUCUGAUUUGAAGGAAAUUCUGAAUGCAGUAGUUAAUGGAAAUGCAAAGGAAGUAUAUGAAUGUAGGCCUCUCAAAGUGAUAAAUUACUUGGAGGGAGAAGCAGUACGUUUAGCUCGGCAGCUGCCCUUACAUUUGUCAAAAGAAGAUGUACAAAACACAAUUUACAGGAUGAAGCAACAGCUUGGAAAGGAAAAUAAAGGCUGUGUUCAUGGUCGUCCUUUUUUUCAUCACUUAACAGAUAUUCCAGAAGUUGACAAGCACAACUCCACGGAAAUUAUUCAGUAAAUGGAACAUUUUGUAUGGGAUCAUAUUUCUCUUGCUUAAUUUUGAUCGUUACUCUGUAAUUUUGGUAUGUUUUGUGCAAAGCUUUUGUAUACUGACUUUUCCUUAUAUGUUCACCUUCUAGAGACUCUUUUUAUUUAAAUUCAAAUGCUACUUGAAAACUGGAAAUAAAUACUGUAGAGAAACAGCUCAUCACUAUUUUUAAAAAAGAUUUAUUAAAGACAUGUUCU
This is a messenger RNA of Cariama cristata (Red-legged seriema), 1230 nucleotides long. RefSeq names its product PMS1 protein homolog 1-like. The record is from RefSeq and is a predicted model, not a curated record. NCBI's taxonomy places the organism in Eukaryota, Metazoa, Chordata, Aves, Cariamiformes, Cariamidae. The transcript has 4 exons. The annotation marks the transcript as partial.